Molecule: messenger RNA, 1665 nt
Organism: Fusarium graminearum PH-1
Lineage: Eukaryota; Fungi; Ascomycota; Sordariomycetes; Hypocreales; Nectriaceae
Exons: 3
Coding region: 1-1665 (554 amino acids)
Source: RefSeq, a predicted model, not a curated record
AUGGAUCCUCACGACAUGCUGGACGCGUCCCUACAGGACUUCGAUCUCCCACCAAGUCCAUCGCUGCCCCACCACUCAGCCCACCGCAGCGAAGCAGCAAUGACAGAAGGGGAUCUCGAGGACUCGGAGACCGUGUCCGUGGGUGGGUACUCCCCUCCAGCUUGGAGAAGACUCGGAAACGGAAACCGGAGUAGUGGCUUCUGGAGAGGUCCUGAAGAUUUUCCAUCCCGAGGCAUGAGCACGUUGAUGGAAAGCACACCCGAGUUGGAUGACAGUGAGGACGAAGGAGUUUUAGAGAGGGCAAUUCGCACAAGGUUGCCCAAGGGAAGUCAGAGUCCGGAAAAGAGGAGGAGUGCCAGUCCUGGUUUCUUUGACGACACCACAAUACAGUUUCAACUUCAAGAAAGGGCAACUCCCAUAAAAGAUUUGAGCUUACACGAACCACCACCGCCCGACAAUUUUCGUGCGGAAGUCCAGCAGCGCACUGAGCCUAUCGAGACGGCUAUCAAUUUUAUCCGUGACCAUUACAAAGCCCUGACUCGGACAUGGUCAACAACACUAAGCACCAUCGUUGUUGGCUUCUUCGCUGUCUCCCUCUUCAAGUCACUUCUACAGCCUGCUGCACCACGUCCUGUGGGUGACCUUGUAAAGGUCGCGGGGCUCGCUCGCUCAUUUGAGCCUCUCAUUUACUACUCCGAGCAUGCUGUCUCUCAAGUACAUGAUCUUCAGGCGACGAGUGUAGCUGUCUGGGAUCUUGGUGAAAGCGUGCGUAGUAGCGACAUGCGAGAUGCAACUAGCAUUGUGUCAAAUCUAGACGCCCUUAGUGAAACCAUGAAAACACUGGCUUUGGAGAUGACCAAGUUUUUUGCCAGAGUAGACGGUGAUAUUGAUGGUAUUCUCAACGUAAUGGACUGGGCAAAGAUGCAUCUAAAUCGACUCAACGCAUCUCCCUCGCCAUCUACCAUAUCGUCAGCAUAUGACAAUAUCCACAACAUCCUUUCUCAAGCACACAUCCUCGAAGAUGCUACGGGCUCUCCUACAACUCUCGGUCGCUUGACCAGCCAUGUCUUCGGUCUGUCGAACCCACAAAGGGAGCAGCGCAUGGUGCAGCUCCUAUUUACUGAAUUCCUCACUGUUCUUGAAGAUUCAAUUCAAGCUGAGCUGCAACAUAGCGUCACUUUGUUUGCCCUCUUCGAAGCCGUCGACCAUCACUUCCUCAACCUCGCCCGUACGGUUGUCCGCGAAUCAUCUGCACAGGAAGAACUUCAUGCCGACAUGCUCUCCAGCCUCUGGACACGACUUCUCGGUACGAGAGCUGCCGAACUACGCAAAUUUGAGCAGAACCGUCUGUUGUUACGUGAUGUGCGUGAAAAGACGGUGCGCAACAAGGGCAUUCUCGUUGACCACAACGGCAAGCUUUUGACCCUAAAGGCAUCGCUCGAGACGCUUCGCAGUAAACUUGUCUCGCCUCUCGUCCGUGGCGUCAACUCCACAACACUUACCCUCGAAGACCAGAUCCAGGGUCUGAGCGACGUCAGUGAUUACCUCGGCGAUGUGAGGAAACAACAGAAAGGAAAAGUCAUGGAAACACUAUUCGGCACCGUUCCGAGUAAGAAAUAUACAAUUGCAGAAAGAGCCGAUACUGUUGUCGUGCAUCCCCUUUGA